Messenger RNA from Chrysochloris asiatica (Cape golden mole), 1986 nucleotides. RefSeq names its product low affinity sodium-glucose cotransporter-like. NCBI's taxonomy places the organism in Eukaryota, Metazoa, Chordata, Mammalia, Afrosoricida, Chrysochloridae. The transcript is spliced from 14 exons. The coding region runs from base 1 to 1986 and encodes 661 amino acids. Gene Ontology annotation, biological process: sodium ion transport; transmembrane transport. Gene Ontology annotation, cellular component: plasma membrane. The record is from RefSeq and is a predicted model, not a curated record. Gene Ontology annotation, molecular function: D-glucose:sodium symporter activity.
AUGACCAGUACAGUGAGCCCCAGCACCACAUCUGAGGCCUCGAAGCUGCCUGCGAUGUCAGAUCGCAUCCAAAAUGCUGCUGACAUCUCUGUCAUUGUCAUCUAUUUUGUGGUGGUGAUGGUGGUCGGGCUAUGGGCCAUGCUGAAGACCAACCGGGGCACUGUUGGAGGCUUCUUCUUGGCUGGUCGAGAUGUGGCCUGGUGGCCGAUGGGUGCCUCCCUUUUUGCUAGUAAUAUAGGCAGUGGUCACUUCGUGGGACUGGCUGGGACAGGAGCAGCUUCAGGCAUCGCCACUGCAGCAUUUGAAUGGAAUGCCUUGCUGCUGCUGCUAGUUCUAGGGUGGUUCUUUGUCCCCAUAUACAUCAAAGCAGGGGUGAUGACCAUGCCAGAAUAUCUGAAGAAGCGCUUUGGUGGGAAGCGACUCCAGAUCUACCUCUCCGUUCUGUCCCUGUUUAUCUGUGUGGCCUUGAGAAUCUCAUCAGACAUAUUUUCUGGAGCCAUAUUCAUCAAGCUGGCCUUGGGAUUGGACCUUUACUUGGCAAUUGUCAUCCUUUUGGCUAUCACUGCUGUUUACACCAUCACUGGGGGCUUGGCCUCAGUGAUUUACACAGAUACCCUCCAGACCUUCAUCAUGCUCAUAGGCUCCUUUAUUCUCAUGGGGUUUGCAUUUGUCAAAGUUGGCGGUUAUGAGAGUUUCACAGAGAAGUACAUGAAUGCCAUCCCAUCCAUAGUCGAGGGUGACAAUCUGACAAUCAGCUCCAGGUGCUACACUCCUCAGGCCGACUCAUUCCACAUUUUCCGAGAUGCUGUCACUGGAGAUAUUCCCUGGCCAGGCAUGAUCUUUGGAAUGACUAUUGUGGCUGUGUGGUACUGGUGCACAGAUCAGGUGAUAUGUUUAAGUUCUCCAAAUCUUAGGCAGGUGUCUUCUUUCCUUGUGAAUCUACAACGUGUUUUUUUGUCCAGUGGUCAUGGGUUAUGGCUAUUUUGCCCCAGCUCAGUGAACUCCCCUCUGAACCUCUCCUCAGAUGAGGUGGCAUGCGUUGUACCUUCUGAGUGUAUGAAAUACUGUGGCACUGAAGUCGGCUGCACUAACUAUGCCUACCCAAUGCUGGUGCUGAACCUGAUGCCUGAUGGACUGCGUGGUCUGAUGAUGUCAGUCAUGUUGGCCUCUCUUAUGAGCUCCCUGACCUCCAUCUUCAACAGCGCCAGCACCCUCUUCACCAUGGACCUCUACACCAAGAUGCGGAAGCAGGCAUCAGAGAAAGAGCUCCUUAUAGCUGGACGGUUAUUUAUCAUCCUAUUAAUUGUCAUCAGCAUUUUGUGGGUCCCAUUUGUACAGAUAUCUCAAAAUGGGCAACUGUUCCAUUAUAUAGAAUCCAUUUCUAGCUACCUUGGGCCUCCAAUUGCAGCUGUUUUCCUUCUUGCCAUCUUCUGUAAAAGAGUCAAUGAACAGGGGGCUUUCUGGGGCCUAAUCACUGGACUCGUGAUUGGCCUUAUUCGUAUGAUCUCAGAGUUUGCCUAUGGAACGGGGAGUUGCUUGGCUGCCAGUAACUGUCCCAAGAUUAUUUGUGGAGUGCACUAUCUUUACUUUGCUAUCAUCCUCUUUUUUGUGACCAUUCUAAUUGUCCUGGGAAUCUCCCUGAUAACCAAGCCCAUUCCUGAUGUACAUCUCUACCGCCUAUGCUGGGCUCUGCGAAACAGUAAGGAGGAACGAAUUGAUUUAGAUGCAGAAGAGCAAAGACAGGAAGAAGCCGAUGAUGAUGUUGAAGAAGAUAAUCCUGAAAAACCUCGAGGAUGUUUCAAGAGGGCUUAUGACUUAUUCUGCGGUUUGCAGAAGAAAGGCCCCAAGUUGACCAAAGAGGAGGAAGAAGCUCUCAAGAAGAAGCUGACAGACACAUCUGAGAAGCCUUUGUGGAGGACUGUAGUGAACAUCAAUGCCAUCCUUCUCCUGGCAGUGGCAGUCUUUUUCUAUGGCUUCUUUGCCUAA